Penicillium vulpinum is the source of this 327-nucleotide messenger RNA. RefSeq lists its product as uncharacterized. Lineage: Eukaryota; Fungi; Ascomycota; Eurotiomycetes; Eurotiales; Aspergillaceae. Bases 1 to 327 code for a protein of 108 amino acids. The transcript has a single exon. The record is from RefSeq and is a predicted model, not a curated record.
AUGCAAAGACAGAUCAUUGGAACGCUCAACGUCCGCUUUCAUGAUCACAUCAAACAAGAUAUCCUCGAGCAUCGAAACGAUCCAGAAUACGAUAUCUUAUACCUGACCGCAGUACCUGAUUCUAGGCACAAUUUUCGUGUGCGUAUCGAAGACUUCCAAAGUCUCGAUCUCGACAACUACGAUCAGUGGUCUCAACGUUUCAUGACCGCAUCCGUCCAUCUCAACCAGCCUCAGCCUCUUGGAGUGCCAUUUAUCGUCAGUCAAGUCUGCAAACCAGGAUGUACUCGGGAGGAUCAUUCCAAAGCCUCGCAAUCGGCUUCCUCCUAG